Molecule: messenger RNA, 1095 nt
Organism: Neurospora hispaniola
Lineage: Eukaryota; Fungi; Ascomycota; Sordariomycetes; Sordariales; Sordariaceae
Product: ribosomal protein L22/L17
Exons: 3
Coding region: 1-1095 (364 amino acids)
Biological process (GO): translation
Cellular component (GO): mitochondrial large ribosomal subunit; ribosome
Molecular function (GO): structural constituent of ribosome
Source: RefSeq, a predicted model, not a curated record
AUGAGUCUCAAUGUGCCGUCCAGGCGGCUCCUGAAGAGCGCCCCCUCCUCCGCCAACGCCCUCGUCCCGGCCCUCCAGUCCCUCUCCAUCAACACCCGAUCCAUCCACACCACCCCCUCCCAACAAUGGAGUCUCUUCGGCUGGGGCAAGCAAAAGGUGGAAGAGCGUAACAAGGUCAAGGAGGAGCUCAAGCAGAGCGAGCUCGCCCGCACCCGGAAGCCCACGCAGGAAGAGAUCUUUGAGCGCGUCCGCGGCCGUCUCGAAGGCGACUCCAUCUUCGCCGACACCACCCCUUCAUCCGAACUGGCCGCCGAGCAGGACAAGCACAAGGACUGGGCGACCGCCAGCGCCGAGAAGAAGCUUGCCGCCGCGCACGCCAAGGACCAGACGCCGACGGGCAUCUCGCUGAAGAAGGACCACCUGGUGCGCGUCGUCGACCCGGACCCGCGCUCGCGCGUGCGGUGGGAGCGCAAGAUGGUGAUCCGCAAGCUGCAGCGCGGCACGGACCCGUGGAGCGUCGAGCCCAAGGCGGAGCGCAUCGCCCGCACCGAGCGCAAGCUGGUGUACAAGACGGGCUACUUGCCAACAUCGGUCAAGAAGCUGGUGCACCUGUCGCGCCAGAUCCGCGGCAAGACGGUGUCGGAGGCCCUGGUGCAGAUGCAGUUCAGCAAGAAGAAGAUGGCCAAGGAGGUCAAGACGGAGCUGCUUAGGGCCGAGGCCAAAGCCAUUGUCACGCGCGGUAUGGGCUUGGGCAAGGCCGCCGCCGCCGCCGCUCAGAAGGAGACUGGCGCGGAGCCCGUCAAGAUCCAGACCAAGGACGGCAAGCACCUGGAGAUCCGCGACCCGACGCGCAUCUACGUUGCCGAGACCUUUGUCAACAAGGGUUUCACCAGAGGUGUUGAGCUCGAUUAUCGCGCCAGAGGCAGGGUGUUUAAGAUGAACAAGCCCACUACUACCAUGACCGUCGUCCUCAAGGAAGAAAAGACGCGCAUCCGCGAACACCAAGAACGCGUCGCCAAGAAGCUCCGCCAAGGUCCCUGGGUUCACCUUCCCGACCGCCCCGUCACUUCCCAGCGCCAGUUUUACUCUUGGUAA